AUGUUCCAGUCAAAACCCUACUCGGCCGUCACCGCCACCAUCGAGAACCUCACCGCCGAGGACUUUUCCGAGGACGACCUGUCGGGCAUCGUCGAGCUCAUCGAGGCCAUCAAGCUGCAGGCGUCCGGCCCGACCGAGGCCGCGCGCGCCAUCCGCAAGAAGCUCAAGUACGGCAACGUGCACCGGCAGGUGCGCGCGCUGGCGCUCCUCGACGGGCUGAUCCAGAACGCGGGGCCGCGCUUCCAGCGCACGUUUGCGGACGAGCCGCUGCUGGAGCGCCUGCGCGUGUGCGGCUCGAGCGAGCUGUCCGACGCCGUGGUCAGGAGCAAGUGCCGCGAGCUGUUCCGCGAGUGGGCGCAGUACGCAAAGACGCCGGGGCUGGAGAGGAUCGCGCGUCUGCACAAGGAACUGCCGAAACGUAAAGUCGGCGUCACCCAAGAACGAUCCAAAGUCAUCCGCGAGACCGAAGACAACCCCUUUGGCGACGACGAGGAAGAAGAAGCCACACGCCGCGCCGCCGCCGCCGCCGCCGCCGCCUCAUCGUCUUCGGGCCCAUCACACAAACCCUCGGGCUCAGCAUCUCUACCUAGCGGCAGCAGCUUCCUGUCCUCCCUCGGCAAAGACUCCUCCUCCAGCAAAAAGUCAUCCAAGAAGAGCAGCGGCGGCAAGCGGCGGCCGUUCAACCUCGAGGCCGAAAAGGAGCAGAUGAAGACGGUCAUUGCCGAGUCGUCGCUCGCGAGCGUCGACCUGCUCAACGCGCUGCAGAGCAUCAACCGCGAGAGGGAGCGCAUCUCGGCCAACCACACGGUCGUGCAACGCUUCGAGACGUGCAAGCAGCUGCGGAGGCGCGUGCUGCGUUAUAUUCACCACGUCGAACACGAGCAGUGGCUCGGCGGCCUGCUGCACGCCAACGACGAGCUCGUCCACGCGCUCAUGACGUACGAGCAGCUCGACCAGUCCAUCGACGCCGACAGCGACUCGGACGACGAGAUCGCCGAGCAGGCGCACCUCUACAGAAUGGUUGCCGCGCAAAAAGCAAAAGACCCAACACACGAGACCCCCGCGGCGGACAGGCUCGCCCUCAACGAGCCGGGGCCCGCGACCGCCCACGCUCCCCCGUCCCGGCUGGACAGGGCGCCGCAGCAUCGUCGGCCGCCGGUCGUCGCGCCGGGGGACGACCUGGAGAGCGCGUCGGAGGAUGACGACGAGGAGGAGGAUGCGGACGACCCGUUUGCGGAUAGAAACUUUGUGGGCACGCCGGCGGCGGAAAGGCACGAGCCGCGAUGGUGA
This is a messenger RNA of Akanthomyces muscarius, 1290 nucleotides long. RefSeq lists its product as uncharacterized. The coding region runs from base 1 to 1290 and encodes 429 amino acids. Lineage: Eukaryota; Fungi; Ascomycota; Sordariomycetes; Hypocreales; Cordycipitaceae. The transcript has 5 exons. Gene Ontology annotation, cellular component: actin cortical patch. Gene Ontology annotation, biological process: actin filament organization; actin cortical patch localization; endocytosis. Gene Ontology annotation, molecular function: ubiquitin binding; phosphatidylinositol binding. The record is from RefSeq and is a predicted model, not a curated record.